AUGGAAAAAACUACAGAAAAGCUUCCAACAAUUAUAAUUGUUGGAGCAGGUAUAGGUGGACUUACUUUUUAUCAUUCAGUUCGAAAACAUCUUGGACAAAAAUUUAAAGUUAAAAUAUUCGAACGUGAGUCUAGUCCUCAAGGUUAUAAUAUUUACGUUAAUAGAAAGGGAGUUACCUCUUUAUUUUAUUGCACACCACCAGAAGUUCAAAUCCGUUUUCCUGAAGCAAUGCCAGAUCCAGUCCCUAAGGAGCAACAUUCUAUAUCGAUGAUUGACCAUGUAGGAAGACAAUUGAUUUGUCUACCACAACGCAACCCUAAAACCGUUUAUGAAAUAGAAAGUAUUAAACAUGAUUAUGCUGGAUUAGUUUCAUAUCGUAAUAGAUUACGAGAUAUUUUAUUAGAAGGGGUUGAUAUUCAAUGGGGUAAAAAAUGUGUCGGAUAUGAAGAAAGUGAUGACGGAGUUCCCGAAUUAAAAAUUCUCGAUCUUGAGGUAACUAGUAUCGACGUAGAUAUCGCAGUACCAAAAGAUUAUGCCGAAAGAUUGAUGUCUUUCUAUGCAAAUUGCUUAGUACAAAAAUCACUUGGUCAAUAUGGAGAUUCAUUUUUUUCAAUGUUACGCCUUAUCCCAAUCGAUAAAUCCGAUGAACCAAAAUAUAGAGUUACCUUUGGAUAUAGUUAUCCAACAAAUCUUGAUAUCAAAGAAAAUAUAAAAAUUGAUGAUAAUGAUCCAAAAUCUGUUAUAAACCAUGCAAUGUUAAGAAUUAAACAAUUACGAUCACCUUGUGAAUUAACAGAUUUAAUGAUUAAAAUAUUAUCAUUGGUUCCAUUAUCUCAACCAGAUGACAAUUAUCCAUUUAAAACAUAUAAUCCUCCACGACGUCGUCAACUUCGUGAUAUUAAUCCAUUAUCUGUUCCUCCAUGGAAAGAUGAUAGAAUCGUUUUAUUGGGUGAUGCUGCUCAUGCUAUGAAUCCACUGUUAGGAUUAGAUGCCGACUUGUUGACCAAGGAAUUACUUAAUUAUGAGAAUGACAAUUUAGUCUCAUGUAUUAAACGAUAUAAUGAACAAAUGCGAGCUCGAUCAUCUAAAGAUGUUAUGGCAUCACGUAGCAUAGUAAUAAAACAACGAGACCCGGUGGGAACU
This is a messenger RNA of Racocetra fulgida, 1143 nucleotides long. The record is from the annotation of a GenBank genome assembly. Lineage: Eukaryota; Fungi; Glomeromycota; Glomeromycetes; Diversisporales; Gigasporaceae.